Molecule: messenger RNA, 1650 nt
Organism: Oppia nitens
Lineage: Eukaryota; Metazoa; Arthropoda; Arachnida; Sarcoptiformes; Oppiidae
Product: zinc finger protein 436-like
Exons: 1
Coding region: 115-1650 (511 amino acids)
Biological process (GO): regulation of transcription by RNA polymerase II
Molecular function (GO): DNA-binding transcription factor activity; RNA polymerase II cis-regulatory region sequence-specific DNA binding
Source: RefSeq, a predicted model, not a curated record
GUCAUUGAUGUCUCUUUUGUGACUCUGUUUCAGCAAAAGAAACAUUUGAUGAAUGGUUUGAAUCAGUGAUCGAUUGACUCGUUUUGUAAACAAAUCAUUUGAUUAUCAAAUGCAAUGAAGAUGUCAAUCAAAGACACCAAAGAAGUCGAAGAGAUUCUCGAUUCGCGAACAAAGGAUAAUAAAAGAGAGUAUUUGGUUCGUUGGGCGCAGACCUGGGAGGCAGAGGAUCAACUCAACUGCACUCAACUUAUCCAAGAGUUUAAGUCACGUAACGGACUCUUAGACAUCAACAAUGACUCCAAUGCUGAUGAAGAUAAUGAGGAUAUCAAUGAAGAUAAUAUCAGUGAUAACAAUGACAAUGAAGUCGAAGACAUUAAAAACACUCCGAGACGUCGAUCGACCAGAAAGACGACUAAAUCAAUAAAUCGCAAGAAAGGAGUGCACAGAAAGAAGUUGAGAGUAAAAGUGGAGGACACGACCUAUUCGUGUCAAUUGUGCUCUUUUGUCUGCCAUUGGAAUCGCGAGUAUUAUAAACACAUGAAAUCACAUUUUUCUGGUCCGCCCUAUAAGUGUUCAGACUGUGAGUAUAGCUGUGAUCGGAUUCAAUUCAUUUUAUCACAUCGUAUGAGACAUACAGAUGAACGACCGUUUGAGUGUGAAUUGUGUCCGUUUAAGACACGAACAAAAGGUAAUCUUAUAGUUCACAUGAGAAUACAUACCGGAGAGAAACCUUUCAGUUGUGAUCUCUGUGGACGUGCUUUUGCUAUGAAGAAUACUUUAGACCAGCAUUUGGCCACUCAUAAGGAGGACCGACCUUUUCUGUGUGAUAGUUGUGGAUUUACCACCAAAUAUCAAUCACAUCUAUUAUCACAUAAACGCAUUCACACAGGGAAUGUGUUUCACUGUGAAGAGCCCAACUGUACGUAUUCAUCUCCACGGAGGUCACAGUUAGCCGCACAUAUCAGAAGCCAUCUCUCCAUUCGGUCGCAUAUAUGCUCAACAUGUGGCAGAGCUUUCAUCGAGAAAAGCCAUUUAAUAAGACAUGAAAGGAUCCAUUUGGAUGAAAAACCUUUUAAAUGUCAACAAUGCGAAUAUGGAAGUACUCGAAGAGAUAAACUUAAAGAACACAUUAUUAAACAUCACAGCGGAGACCAACCGAUAAAAAACACUUAUAGACCGCGUAAAUCGCGGCGACAAACCAUUAACGCCAACGACACUGUCGACGAAUCACAAGAAGACACUAUUAUUACUUUCCAAUCUCAAGAUGACUCACAAUCACAAGUAAUUGUUGGUUCGCCACAAGAAAUACAGAUAACUCAAUCACAAUUGUCUGAACAAGAAUUAUGUGCCGCAACAACCAGUCUUAUAUAUGAAUACAAUUCUUCCGGUGAAUUGACUGUUUCUCCCGCCAGAGUUGUCAUACAAUCAGGAAUACCAACCGUAACCUAUGAAUCAGUGGAUCAAUCAGUUGUGGAUCUUAUAGUUGAACACCAGAAACAAAAUAAUAACUCUCCGACUCGUGUUGUUAUCCAAUCUAUUCCUUCAUCUAAUUGUAUUGUAACAGAUCAGAGCAAAGGCAGUCCUAACGCCAACUCAAACAAUAAUUCAUCAGAAAUUGGAGGUCUCAGUGCUUUUAUGGCUCUUUUCUAA